GAAAAUAACCUCAAACGCGAAAUGACAAAAAUCACAUCGUAACAAAAAUAGCAGAAACCCAAAUUACAACAAAUAUUUGAAAUUAUUUAAUACACAAUGUCACGAAUAACAAUUACGAAAGUGCCGUUCAGGAAAUUGAACUUAUUAUUUCGUUCCUCAGAGAUAUGCCAAGACUUAAAGUAUAUGAAAUUUGGAACAAGCACACAACUUAGAACUGCUAGUAAAGAUGAAAAUGAAAUUGAUGUAAAUAAGCCAGUUCCAUUUAAAGACAGUGGAGCACACAGGUGGAAAGCAGAAUAUUCCCGAAGGGGCACUAAUGCAGAACCUCGAUUGUGGUACGAAGCGCACGUAGUUUCUUUAAGUUUAGCAGUGUUUUUAUUAUACUUUUGCGUAUUUCGAGAGGAAAGUGACAUUGAUGAAGAACUAGGAAGAUCCUUAUAUUCUAGAAUUGAUGGAUUAGAAGAAGUACAACUACGAUUAAGUUACAAAUACAAUUUAGAAAACGGACUUGAUGUCAAAGACAUAGAAAGAAGAAUGCGUGAAUUAGAAAUGAACAAGGAUUCGAAAUAA
Ctenocephalides felis (cat flea) is the source of this 570-nucleotide messenger RNA. RefSeq lists its product as uncharacterized. The record is from RefSeq and is a predicted model, not a curated record. The coding region runs from base 97 to 570 and encodes 157 amino acids. NCBI's taxonomy places the organism in Eukaryota, Metazoa, Arthropoda, Insecta, Siphonaptera, Pulicidae. The transcript is spliced from 2 exons.